This is a messenger RNA of Ascochyta rabiei, 1731 nucleotides long. Its product is annotated as Oligo-1,6-glucosidase. The coding region runs from base 1 to 1731 and encodes 576 amino acids. Gene Ontology annotation, biological process: oligosaccharide catabolic process. Lineage: Eukaryota; Fungi; Ascomycota; Dothideomycetes; Pleosporales; Didymellaceae. The transcript is spliced from 2 exons. The record is from RefSeq and is a predicted model, not a curated record. Gene Ontology annotation, molecular function: alpha-amylase activity.
AUGACUGUCACACAGAGACCGUGGUGGAAGGAUGGCGUCGUCUACCAGAUCUACCCAGCUUCCUUCAAAGACUCCAACGGCGAUGGUGUAGGUGAUUUCGAAGGCAUCAUAUCGGAGCUGGACUACAUCCGCUCAAUUGGUGUUGAUACAAUCUGGAUCUGCCCUAUGUUCGACAGCCCUCAAGUUGACAUGGGAUACGACAUCCGCAACUAUGAGGAUGUGUACGCUCCAUACGGCACGCUUCAGGAUAUGGAGAGGCUGAUCGCCGAGACACAUGCUCGUGGUAUGCGCAUCAUUCUGGACCUUGUGGUCAACCACACCUCCAACUUGCACCAAUGGUUUCUCGAGUCUCGCUCGUCGAAGGACAACCCCAAGCGUGACUGGUACAUCUGGCGUCCCGCUCGCUAUGAGAACGGCGUCCGUAAGCCUCCCAACAACUGGGUGUCAAACUUCACGGGUAGCGUUUGGGAGUGGGACGAGCAUACCGAGGAGUACUACCUCCAUCUUUUCUGCCCCGAACAGCCUGACCUGAACUGGGAGAAUGAGGAGACACGCAAAGCCAUCUACAGAUCCGCCAUGGAGUUCUGGCUUGAGCGUGGUGUAGACGGUUUCCGUGUCGACACAGUCAACAUGUACAGCAAAGGUGAAAUGCUCGAUGCUCCAGUUACAGACCCCGGAUCUGAGUGGCAAUUCGCUGGAUACCAGUACUGCAAUGGACCUAGGAUGAAGGAAUUCCUGGGUGAGAUGAACCAAAUCCUCAACAAAUACGAUGCCAUGACCGUGGGUGAAUGUCCACACACAAAGGACGUGGCACGUGUUCUCGAAUACGUCUCAGCGAAGGAAAAGCAACUGAACAUGGUUUUCCAAUUCGAUGUCGUCGAUGUCGGCCAGGGUCCUUACAAAUUCCAAACCACCCCACGUAACUGGGUCCUGCCUGAUUUCAAGAAGGCCAUCGCACGCACCCAGGACCUCAUCCGCGGCAACGAUGGCUGGACAACCGUAUUCCUGGAGAACCACGACCAAUCCCGCUCCAUCACACGCUUCACCUCCGAUGCGCCUGAGCACCGCGUUGCCGGCGGCAAGAUGCUCUGUCUGAUGAUGUGCGCGCUCUCUGGUACACUCUUCAUCUAUCAGGGUCAGGAAAUCGGCAUGACCAACUUCCCCAAGAGCUGGACCAUGGAUGAGUUCAAGGACGUCGAUUCAAGCAACUACUACAAGAUGGUUGCGCGCCGCACAAACAACGACCCCAAGGCGCUGGAAGCCGCACAUACAAGCCUACAGCACCUCGCUCGCGACCACUCGCGUGUACCCAUGUCGUGGUCUACAGGGCCAACAAACGGGUUCUCGCCUCCCAACGCACACGCAAAGCCGUGGAUGCGCCCGCUCGAAGACGCAGACGUGUGCAAUGCCAAGCAGCAACAAUCCGAUAAGAACUCCGUGCUCUCGUACUGGAAGCGCAUGCUAGCCGUUCGCAAACAGUACAACGAUCUGCUUGUGCAUGGCGAGUACGAUGAUCUGGACGUUGAGAACUUGGACUUCUACGCUUUCACCAAGACAUGGAAAGGCAAGAAGGCAUUUGUCAUUUGCAACUUCACGGAUAAGUCGCAGAAGUUGUUUGUUCCUAGCCAGCUUGGCAGUGUUGAGAGGGAACUGCUCAUCAGCAGUGUCAAUGAGCCGGUGGAGGAGGAGCUAGCUGCUUGGGAAGGUAGGAUCUAUUUGCUUGCAAACUAG